GAUUGUUCAUGGAAAUUGCGUGAUCCGAAUCAAGUCAAAAGAGACACACUUUCAUCUCUACCACCUCACACUCUCAACAAUGUCAUCAAACGCAGCUCGAAUUUUCGUCAUUGGCGGUCAUGGAAGGGUGGCAUUACAAUUCACCCGUUUAGCCUCUCAAGCAGGCCAUACAGUCAUUUCACAAAUCCGUAACGCUUCUCAUUCAUCCGAUUUACCUAAUCCAGGUCCAGGUAAAGUUGAACCUUUGGUUGAAAGUUUAGAAGACUUAAGUGUAUCACAAUUGGCAAAAUUAUUCAAAGAUCAAAAUCCAAACGUGAUUGUUUUUGCCGCAGGUGCAGGUGGUAAAGGUGGUGCAGAACGUACAUUUGCAGUCGAUCGUGACGGUGCAAUCAAAGUGUUUGAUGCAUUAGAACAGGCAAAUUUGCCUACUCCUCAUUUCAAAAGAUUUUUACUCGUUUCAGCAGUUGACAGCCGUAAUAUCGAAACAACAAAACCGGAAUGGUACACUGAAAAAGAUUAUGAACGUUCAAAGAAAGCCCGUGAAGCAUUGGGUACCUAUUAUCAUGCUAAAUAUGAAGCCGACUUGAACCUUUCCAAACGAACAUCAUUCCCAUGGACCGUUCUUCGUCCAUCCACUUUGCAAGAUGAACCAGCAGGAGGCGUCUCCUUGGCAGAACAUUCUACAAUCACCAAUCCAGUUCCACGUGAAUCAGUCGCAAAGGUGUUAUUGGCCUUAGCUGAACUACCAGCUGAUACAAAAGGAGCAAACGGUCAAAUGUGGGAUCUCACUUCCGGAAAAGGCGAUGUUCACGAACAAGUUCAAGCAGCUGUCAAACGGGCUCGUACAGAUUGGGUAGGCUAAAAAUUUGUACUUUCUCUUAAUUUGAUCUCAUUGCGGUAAAUGGAGAUACGAUAUUG
Messenger RNA from Meira miltonrushii, 918 nucleotides. RefSeq names its product NAD(P)-binding protein. NCBI's taxonomy places the organism in Eukaryota, Fungi, Basidiomycota, Exobasidiomycetes, Exobasidiales, Brachybasidiaceae. The coding region runs from base 80 to 862 and encodes 260 amino acids. The record is from RefSeq and is a predicted model, not a curated record. The transcript has a single exon.